Molecule: messenger RNA, 3124 nt
Organism: Quercus robur (English oak)
Lineage: Eukaryota; Viridiplantae; Streptophyta; Magnoliopsida; Fagales; Fagaceae
Product: TORTIFOLIA1-like protein 2
Exons: 8
Coding region: 326-2827 (833 amino acids)
Cellular component (GO): microtubule
Molecular function (GO): microtubule binding
Source: RefSeq, a predicted model, not a curated record
CUUUAUUAAUUAAAAAUAAAAAUAAAAAUAAAAUUUGAAUUUUAUUUGUUUUUUAGCUUUCAAAAAUUUAAAAACAUUACACUUUAGCAGUUUCUAAAAUUGUAGCUAUCUCAUUUCAUUUUCCCUCAGCUCCACUCCUUUGUACUACUUAGGUUUGAUUUAAUUGAAGAGCAAAAUGUUUGCCAUCUUAUCCAUAUUGUUAUUAGUUUCAAGCUUUGAUGGUAAAAGUAGAGCUUUCACCAAUGUUUUAACCCAUCAACAAUGUAAACUUUGAAAGGGCCAAUCUGUGCAUGUUUAGAACUUUGGUCUCGAUUUACAUAUCAAGAUGAAGAAACAUGCACAUAUGAAAGCGCGAGGAACCACUAGGGUGAACGCACAGCAGGUGAUUUUUGAGCUAAAACAUAAAGUGGUUAUCGCACUGAACAAGCUUGCGGAUAGAGACACAUACCAGAUUGGUGUUGAUGAGCUCGAGAAAACUGCUGAAUGUUUAACCCCAGAUGGGAUUGCCCCAUUUUUGUCGUGUAUAUUGGAUACUGAUUCAGAACAAAAGAGUGCUGUAAGAAAGGAGUGUAUUCGAUUGAUGGGUACAUUAGCGAGAUUUCAUGAGGGUCUUGUUGGACCACAUCUUGCCAAGAUGGUUGCUAGCAUUGUUAAGCGGCUCAAGGACCCAGAUUCUAUAGUGAGGGACGCAUGUGUGGAAACAGUCGGUGUUUUGGCUUCGAAAUUGAGUAAUUGUAGGGGUGAGACCGAUGGAGUCUUUGUUGUGUUAGUGAAGCCGCUUUUUGAAGCUUUGGGUGAACAAAAUAGGCAGGUGCAGUUGGGUUCAGCAUUGUGCUUGGCUAGGGUCAUUGACAACAGUCAUGAUCCUCCAAUUUCAAUCUUGCAGAAGAUGUUGGCUCGGACCACAAAGUUGCUUAAGAAUCCACAUUUUAUGGCAAAACCAGCGGUGAUUGAGUUGAAUAGAAGUAUUAUUCAGGUCGGGGGUGCUCCCACACAAAAUAUUCUAUCUGGUGCAAUGGCUGGAAUCCGAGAAGCUCUGAAAAACAGUGACUGGACAACACGCAAAGCUGCUUCUGUGGCAUUAGGGGACAUUGCUGCAACUGGUGGAUCCUUCUUGGGAUCCUUUAGGACUUCCUCCAUCCGCUCUCUUGAAUCUUGUCGUUUUGAUAAGGUUAAACCAGUUAGGGAUGCAGUACUGCAGGCCCUACAGUACUGGAGAAGUCUUCCAGGGCCUGAUACUCCUGAACCUUCAGAAGCUGGAUCUUCUAUAAAAGAAAAUUAUUGUGGAGGUGACUACAGUGAUCUCACCAGUACCAGCGAGUCUGGAUGGAAGGAUGUCACCCUCAAGAAAACUGGUACAGGCUCAACUAAGGGCAGGGCUCCUUUGUCUAUCAGAAAAACAUGUCAAAAUUAUGUGGAAAACCCUAAAAUUUCCAAAGCAGAUGAUUGGCAAAUUGAAAUUGCUGUUCCAAAAAGCCAUAAUGUUUCUUUAGCAGAAUUUCAUAAUGAAGAAUCUGAGGGUAGUUCUGUUACCAAGACAUUAGAAAGAAUGAGUGCUGAAGGUACAAGCCCACAGGAUACUGGGUAUGAAUAUGUACCAAUGGAUGACAAACAAGAAUGUUCUUCUGUGUCCAAUCUUACUACUGAUAACUUUGAGACCAAGUUUGUGACAGUUUCUCAUGAAUGCCUUGAGGAAGGUGGUCUACUCAAGCCAAUCCAAAGAACUCAGCGGUUUGCAGCUGAAGAAGUUAGUAGUGAGGAACAAAUGUACUUGGCAAAGAGGCAGGAUCGUAGAAGUCUUGAUUCUACUGUUACAGAGUCUUGUUCCCAAACUACCCGUGGAUGUUGUUCAGAACUAGCGAAUGAAAUGGUUUGCAUUCGAAAGCAACUUUCGGAGAUUGAAAACAAACAGUCAAACCUAAUGGAUCUCUUACAGGUGUUUACAACUGGUGUAAUGGAUAGCUUGACUACAAUACAAUCAAGGGUGGUAGGUUUAGAACAUGUAGUUGACAGGCUAGCUCAAGAUAUUGUACUCGGGGGGAGAUAUUCUGAUUCAGCAAGCUCCAAACUCUUGAAGCAGAGCCAAGGUGUGCAUUCUCCGCGACUCUCUACGUGCACACCUCGACCAUCUGUUGAUAUUCGCAAUAGACAGCCUUCAUUGUUGUCUGUAAAAAGUUCUGAUAUUUGGGAUGAAAAUGCAGUUGGAAGGUGCAGGUCAAGCAAUUCUGCUAAACAAGGUACAGAUAUUUGGACAAAUUCUGAGGUGAAGAUCACUAGGAAUCCUGUGGGGAAAGUCAUGCAGAAAGGUUCUGGUCCGGGAAUGCAAAAUGUUGGUUGUGGCCAAACAAGAAAUGCUAAUGCUAUUUUUGCUUCAGCUUCUAGUACUAAUGUCAGACAACAUGGUUUAGAAAGUAAGAACAACCUUUGGAAACGAGUGAAAGGUUAUUUAUGUGAAGGGGACCUAGACUCUGCAUAUGUGGAAGCUCUCUGUUCACAUGAUGAACUUGUUCUGGUUGAGCUACUUGAUAGGACUGGUCCUGUUCUGGAAAGUUUGUCACCAAAGACUGUUAGUGACAUUCUCAGUACUUUGACAUCAUAUCUCCUAGAGCAAAGAUUUAUGAACUCCAUAAUCCCUUGGUUGCAGCAGGUUGUGGACUUGAGCACUAUUCAUGGACCAAAUUACCUUGUUAUUUCUGCAAAAGCAAGGCAAGAAUUCUUGUCUGCAAUUCAGGAGGCUAUGAACAUGGAGUUUUCUAAUCCUGCAGAGAGAAGAUAUGUGACUCAACUAGCAAUGAAGUUCCACCAUAUAUGGGGAAAAUGUUCCUGAUUUCAUGUAGGAACUCAUUGUGUGCAGUAAUUGUAAAGUUGAAGAAUUGUAGCCAAAUGAGAUUUUGUAGGUGUAUGGUCAUCUCAACAACGGUUCACUUGUGCUUUCUGGUUGGGCAUCACUUGUUUAGUGUAAUAAUAUUUGAAUUGUCAUAAGUUCCAUUGUAAUGACCAAAUCCUUUGUUUUCUGUUAUUAGUAUACCAUGUGUUUGGUUUUCUGUCAGUCUAUGAGAUGUACCUGUGAUGAGGAUUUUUGCUUGAUUAUUAUGUUGUGUUUCUUUGACCAAAUUAAAUUCCA